UACUUUUUCUUUCAACAUGACUCCACCACGAAUGGCACCUGGUCAGUGAGGAGGAUCUCCGUAUCCUGCUGGGGGAGGUACUCCUCAGCAGCAUGGAGGUCCCCCUCGGGGGCGAGGUGGCGAGCGAGGCGGAGGCAGAGGAGUUGCUGGGCCACAAGGCGGUCCCAGUGUCUCCAUUCCCUGUAAGUUUGGUGAUGCUUAUAUAGAAAAUGUGAUGCUUGUGGUUCAUUUUCUAAUCGUUUGAUUCUUUAAGCUGCUGUACAAGCUGUUGGUGUACGUCGUCCUGGAUUUGGGACUGCAGGCAGGCAGAUUACUGUUGCCGUGAAUGCUUGUGAAAUGAAUAUACCCGACAUUAUGGUUUAUCACUAUGACGCAAUGGAAAAGUCGCUUCGGGCAGCGUUCAACAUGCAGCUGAUUGUGGCGUUGCAGAACCAGUACCCCGACGUCUUUAUCAAGAAAGUCGUUUAUGAUGGCAAGAAGAAUCUGUAUACGAGCUAUAGGCUGGAUUUUGGUGCUGAGCAUCACCGCCAGUUCAAUGUGACUUGGACCGAAGGAACUCGAAUAUCGAAUUUUAAGAUUACUAUCACCGAAGCGAGGGAAAUAAACAUGGAAGUGCUUCGCAGGUACACGGACGCCCAGCAGUCCUGGGACGAGAAUGUUUCUACUGCUCUCACAGCCCUGAACAUCGUGCUACGCAUGGAACCGUCGCUCAACCAUCCUUUCCGAGACCGGUGGUUCUACAGCGACAAAGUCAAGGCACCUCUAGUCAAUAUGCCACUGGAAGUUUGGCAAGGUUUUUUCCAGUCUGUUCGGCCUGCUUUGGGCCGUCUGCUUGUCACCGUCGAUAUCUCUGCCGGCGUCAUGUUCAAACCGGGUUCCCUGGUUGAGACGUGCGUCGAAUUCUUCGCCGGAAAUCGCAGAGACAAUCCGGACAGGUAUCUACGAGCAUCCGGGCCGCAGGCAAUGCUCCCAUUGCAACGACGCCGCCUCCAAAACUUUCUCUUUGGUGUCAAGGUUGAGGCUGAGUCUGCGGCUGGGGGAAAGAAGCUUAUCACCAUUCACAAGCUCACGGAACGAGAUGCCACGUCCAUAAUUUUCACUCCGACCGGCGGUAAGCAGACGACCAUAGCGCAAUACUUCGCCCAAGCCAACCAGAGGCAGUCUUCCCAAUAUUAUCUGCAUGCAGGUAUGAUCUUUACUGCAAAGGGUGCUGUGAUUCCCCUCGAGCGAUGUUACAUCGUACUCGGUCAACUCUCUCGGGCUGCACUCUCCCCGGAUGCUACGCGGGAAAUGGUGGAAUUUGCGACAAAGAAACCUGAUCAGCAAUUAAAUGUAAUCAAGGCUGGCAUCCAGGUUCUUGCUUAUGACCAAUCCCAAUAUGUCAGAGACUUUGGACUAAACAUCAAGACCAAUUCUCUACCCAUGGAGGCCCCUGCUCGGGUACUCAACCCGCCAAACCUGAAAUACGGAACGGGAUCAAAGCAACCGACUAUUCGACCAAGGGAGGGAGCGUGGAACCUGAUUGAUAAGAAAAUUUUCAAGCCUAUGUCCCUUGGCCACUGGAUGGUCGUGAUAUUCAUGCAGCCGAACCGUUUCAGUCCAGAUGACGCGAACACGACAAUAAAAGGUCUGGUUCAAGGGUGCGAAGCUGUUGGUAUGCCGGUGCCAGACAAGCAGCCGUUGUUUGUCUAUAGGAAUCCCCAGAGCAAUAUGACCAGGUUUGCUAUUGUUGGUGCAGUAAAGCAAAACCGAGAUGAGCGCAAGGCGAUUCCCACAUUCAUUGUGUGUAUUCUCCCUGACGGGAGUAACACGGGUUUGUAUAAUGCAAUUAAACACUGCGGUGAUAUAAAGCGAGGCGUUGCCAAUCAGUGUCUGUGUGUCGGCAGAUGUAGAAAUGCCAGACCACCAUACUGGGCAAACGUAGCCCUGAAGAUUAACGCCAAGUUAGGCGGCAUCAAUGUUAUCCCAGACCCUAAGUCGGCGCCUAUCAUUUCUGAUCCUAGGCAACCGACGCUUGUUAUGGGCGCCAACGUCAUGCACCCAACUCCGGGGAGCCAAUUGCCAGGCUCGUACGCUGCGGUAGUAGGGAACAUCGAUUCCGACGGUGCUCGAUAUAUAGCCAAGACCACGCUCCAGCUGGGGAGGAAGAAGACGAUCGAUGAUCUGCGCUCGAUGGCGAAGGAUAUUCUCACGUCGUAUAUGAGCUAUAGAGCCAAUGUCGAGAAGGUUACGACGCCACCCAAAAGGCUGAUCUUUUUCAGAGGUAAGUCAUCGAGUAACUGUUUUCUUCGAUGAUACUGCUGACGUGCAACUGUAGAUGGCAUAUCCGAGGGCGAAUUUAAGCGUCUUUUGGACUUGGAACUUCCCGAGCUUCAAG
Molecule: messenger RNA, 2377 nt
Organism: Desarmillaria tabescens
Lineage: Eukaryota; Fungi; Basidiomycota; Agaricomycetes; Agaricales; Physalacriaceae
Exons: 17
Coding region: 337-2295 (652 amino acids)
Biological process (GO): regulatory ncRNA-mediated post-transcriptional gene silencing
Molecular function (GO): protein binding; single-stranded RNA binding; RNA endonuclease activity
Source: RefSeq, a predicted model, not a curated record